UCUUUGUGUCUGAGGAUGAGCAGUAAUUAAGAGGAAGGGACACAGCACAAGGUACUGUAGCAUGUGAUCAUCCUCUCCAUUGCUCUCCCCCAAGUCCCCUGGACUGCAGUCCCUCAUCGUCGUGUGCGUUCCUUGCAAGACAAAGCCAGGCAGUGUGAGCAGGAGCUGGAUGUGAGAGAUUGCAGAGGACGCCAGCUGAUGGCAUCUCACCCUCGGAGUGACAGCGGCUGAGCCCCAGCACAGCAACAGCACACAAGCUCACCUUGUCUGGAGUGAGAACUUCCCAAGGUUAGGAGCGGAGAUAAAGGUUCUUCUGGGAUACACUGCUGCUAUCAGAAGAACAUUGCCUGGGAACGUACAAAUACCUGGAUUGCAUCGUUUGGGCACCUUACAGUACAAACAGGAAAGGCUGUGCUUUAAGGGGUGCUAAGAGACAAAUCGCCUGCUGGAUAAGGAAGGGAAUAAUAAUUCGAAGACACAAAAGGCAGCGAAUGAUUAACUGAGACGAGUUGUAUGAAAUCCCCUGACUACCAGAUUUGUCCGCAUUACACUGGAUAUUGGAAAAUCAGGGCCUCAGAUGGUGACCGUGCAAUCAGGGCGCAGAAAAAGCUGUGAAAAGAGGAGAUAUCACCACACAAGAAACUAAACUCAUAGGAGCUCUGAUCGCUACCAGGAUACUGAAGUUUAAAGUACUUGAUCAACUUUGGAUUCUGAUACAUCUGAGAUGUUAAUGUUAUGGAGGGGACUGCCCCAACUUUGCACGAUAAGUAUGAGCCUAGGUAGGUGAGCUGCCCGAAGAGGAACCUUCAGCACCAUCAGACUCUCUAACUUCCAUGGUUUGCAUAAGCUCUUCAGAUCUCUCCAUAAUGGGCCAUUUCUCAGUUUAUGAUGGUGCGUGUUGCUGAAAAGUGAUUCCUGCAAGAGUUACCACUAAAGUAUGAACUUUAGAAAUGAUUACCCACCGUUGCACCCGCAGGAUGCUUGGUCUGAAAGUUUUUAGAAUGAUUUGGAAGCAAGUUUUCCUUAUUUCUUGGGUUACAUCAUUGGCUCUGGCUGGCACAUCGUCUACAACCUGCCCAGCAGCUUGUUCCUGCAGUAAUCAGGCUAGCCGUGUUUCCUGUACACGCAGAGAACUAGCCGAGGUGCCAGAGAGUAUCUCUGUCAAUACGCGAUAUCUAAACCUUCAGGAGAAUAUCAUUCAGGUCAUUAAGACAGACACUUUCAAGCAUCUCCGCCACCUGGAGAUCCUGCAGCUCAGCAAAAAUCUAAUUCGUAAAAUUGAGGUGGGUGCUUUCAAUGGACUCCCAAACCUUAGCACAUUGGAGCUUUUUGAUAACCGCCUAACCACUGUUCCUACUCAAGCAUUUGAGUACCUAUCUAAGCUGCGUGAGCUGUGGUUGAGAAAUAAUCCAAUUGAAAGUAUUCCAUCAUAUGCUUUUAACAGAGUUCCUUCUUUACGGAGGUUGGAUUUGGGGGAGCUGAAAAAGUUGGAAUACAUUUCUGAAGCUGCCUUUGAAGGUCUUGUAAAUUUAAGAUAUCUCAACUUAGGGAUGUGUAAUUUAAAAGAUAUCCCCAACCUUACUGCUUUGGUCAGACUGGAAGAACUAGAACUGUCUGGAAAUCGUUUGGAAAUGAUACGUCCAGGUUCUUUUCAAGGACUGACCAGUUUGAGAAAGCUCUGGUUGAUGCAUGCCCAUGUUGCUAUCAUAGAACGCAAUGCCUUUGAUGACUUAAAAUCAUUGGAGGAACUUAAUCUCUCCCAUAACAACUUGAUGUCUCUGCCCCAUGAUCUUUUCACACCUCUGCACCGCCUAGAGCGUGUUCACCUUAAUCACAAUCCAUGGCACUGCAACUGUGAUGUCUUGUGGUUAAGCUGGUGGUUAAAAGAGACCGUACCCAACAAUACAACAUGCUGCGCUCGCUGCCAUUCCCCUCCAAGUUUAAAAACAAGGUAUAUUGGAGAGUUAGAUCAGAGCCAUUUCACUUGCUAUGCCCCAGUUAUAGUGGAGCCACCAACUGACCUCAAUGUCACUGAAGGCAUGGCAGCUGAACUUAAGUGCCGCACCGGUACAUCAAUGACUUCUGUAAACUGGUUGACACCAAAUGGCACCUUGAUGACCCAUGGUUCUUACAGAGUACGGAUAUCAGUUCUUCACGAUGGCACUCUUAAUUUUACAAAUGUAACAAUGCAAGACACAGGUCAGUACACUUGUAUGGUCACUAACUCAGCAGGGAAUACGACAGCUUCUGCAACAUUAAAUGUCUCUGCUGUUGUUGACCCUUCCAACACUGAUUACACAUAUUUUACUACUGUGACAGUGGAAACCAUGGAUUCAACUCAGGAGGAGACAAAACCUACUGAAAAAGAGCCUGGUCCAACACCGACUGUACGUUGGGGAAUAACUUAUUCUACCACAUCACUUACUCCACGUAGUACUCGUUCUACAGAAAAAACGUUCACAAUCCCAAUAACAGAUGUUACUGGUAAUAUUAUGAAGGAUCUCGAUGAUGUCAUGAAGACAACUAAGAUCAUCAUAGGAUGUUUUGUUGCCAUUACCUUUAUGGCAGCUGUUAUGUUGAUUGCUUUCUAUAAACUGCGUAAGCAGCACCAACUCCAUAAGCACCACGGACCGACACGGACUAUCGAAAUCAUUAAUGUGGAAGAUGAAAUUCCUGCAACUGCCUCUGGAGAUAACCACAUGGCCCUUCCAGCCAUUGAGCAUGACCACCUCAACCAUUACACUGCUUUUAAGGCCCACUAUAACAACAAUACAGGAACCCUUAACUGUGCCAAAAAUCCAAUGCUCAACUCCAUCCAUGAACCACUUUUGUUCAAGAGCAGCUCAAAGGAAAAUGUGCAAGAGACGCAAAUAUAACAAACAAAAGAAAAUGCAAUGUCAUGGUGAAUUCAUUAAAACAAAAAUAAUUUUCCACCAUUUAUGGAAGAAAUAUACACACACUGUAAAACCAUGUAAUACUAUGAGUGUCUCUGGGUUAUGGCCUUUUUCUCACAUACAAAUCAACAGAUCCACUUUAAACAAAGCACUGACACAGACUGAAGAAUCUUUUGAUAAUUUCAGAGGGAUAUUUCACUCUCCGACUACCUGAUGUAUUACUAAAAAAAUGGGGAAAAAUAGCAAAAAAAAAGGGGAAAAAAAAAGAAAAAAGGAGAAAAAUGUCAUGAAAAGAAAAUGUAAGAAAAAAAAGCUUAUUUUGUGGUACAGCUCUUUAUGUGUAAAUUCUAUUUCAAAUCUAUUUUCAUCAAGGAAAGGUAUUAUGGAACAGAAAAAUCAAUCAAGGGAUUACUGAGGCAGAAAAUUGCAUUUUUUAUUAAUAGUAUUACUAAGGAGUUUCUGUGACAAAGAAUCAUUGAUAAGCGCUCUACACUUAGAUCAGUAUGAAAGAGGUCUUUUUUAAUUCAUUCAUUGCCAAGGGUGCCUGCAGUGACCUAGAAACACAAGUACAGGUCCCAAUGAGGGUUAGGAAAUAUUUGUGCGAGUUUGUGAACAUUGUGUUUAAGUGAUUUGGUGGAAAUUGUAGGUGGAAAGGUAUUACUUGCCAUGGGAAGAAAAUGUAAGAUAAAUGAGACUUAUUGCCAUGUGGGGAAGGAUACUCUUUGGCAUGGAGGGAAGUUAAAGAUGGCAUGCCUUGCUGUUGAUAAAUGUCCAUACACAUGGGAAGGUAUGGUGAUAAGGUACCACACACCAAGGGAAGAUCCUGGGGAUAAGUUACUAUGACCCACUUUAUAGAGGGAUAUGGGGAUCAGGUAUGGCUUGUCACAGAGAGUAAAGUGUAGAUCAGAUAUAGCUCACAUGAAUAAAUGUACCUUACACCAUAGAGUGGAGAUGUUACUGCUCACCAUAGAGAUGUCAGAUUGCCUCAGAAGGGAACUUGGGGAUAAGGUACCGGUCGCAAUAGAUGGUAACUUGGGGAUACAGUUUGCCACAGGAGGUAACUUGGGAAUAAAGUACCACAUGUCCCUCUAGAGCGAUAAAAGGCGAUAUGGUGCCAUUCACCACAGCAAGGCAUAUAAGGAUAACACAUUUUUGUAGAGAGGAACUUCAGGAAGUAGUAUCUCUGACCACAGGGGGCAGAAUGGGGAUAAAGUAUGGCUUGUGUCAGUGGAAUGUGGUCAAAAGGUACCUCUUGCCACUGAGAGGAACAAGGUGAAAAGGUCUCGUCACAGGGGGUUAGCACAAGUGUUUAGAACAAUUUGUCAUGGGGGUAAUAUAGGGACAAGGCACUUUUCACCCUAGGGGGGGACAUGGCAAUAAGUUAGCAAACUACUUUAUGGGGAUAAGAUACUGCUUGCCAAAGGGAAGAAAAAAGGGAAAAGGUACUCCUUGAUAAAUUACAGCAACAACUGUUUUCACUUUUUUUUAUAACGAAAUAUUAUAAAAAGGUGUUUACAACCUUUAAAAAAAAAAACUUUAUUUUCAAAGAUUCUGUGCCAUAUAAUCCUUUACAAUGUGCCAAUUAUCUUGAGAACUUUACAGAAAAUGAAUACUGUAUUAAAAACAAAAUGUUUUUACAAAAUAUUUUAGUUUAUGGUGAAGGAGCACGGAGAACUGUGACGUUUUGAAUCUUCUGCCACAGGAAUAUUUGGGCCAGUUAUUUUUCUUUGGAUUUCUAUCUCAAAUUGUAAGGUGUGUGAAAUCAUAAAAUUGAUAUGAACUUUUUUUUUUUUUUUUUUUAAUUUGGAUUUUUAUUUGGCGAUUUUUUUCUUUGGGGGGGGGAUGGUGAAUAAGGUAUUCUUGUGACAGGAAGAAGGAUUACUCUGCCUUUGGCCUUUUAGGAAGACAGAGGAAAGAGGCUACAUCGCCAAAUCUACAACAAAAGAUUAAUAAAAAUAUCAAAAACAG
This is a messenger RNA of Bombina bombina (fire-bellied toad), 4862 nucleotides long. RefSeq names its product leucine rich repeat containing 4B (gene LRRC4B). Gene Ontology annotation, molecular function: protein binding. The coding region runs from base 951 to 2876 and encodes 641 amino acids. The transcript has 8 exons. Lineage: Eukaryota; Metazoa; Chordata; Amphibia; Anura; Bombinatoridae. Gene Ontology annotation, cellular component: plasma membrane. The record is from RefSeq and is a predicted model, not a curated record.